AUGGACCCCGUCAUCAUUACGCCGGAUGACGUAGCUGAGGCGGUCCGUAGGGCCCCGAACUGGAAAAGUCCGGGACUCGACGGACUGCAUCACUACUGGCUGAAGGGGUUCGUGGUGUGUCACGCUGUUCUCGCCCGACAGUUUCAAGAGGCUCUCGACCAAAAGUCGCUCCCGAGCCUCUUCACUACUGGGAUCACUCAUCUGGUUCCUAAAGACCGAGAUUCCACAGACCCGAGCAAAUACCGCCCCAUAACGUGUCUACCUACCAUAUACAAGACACUCACAUCCAUUUUGAGCGCGAGAAUCACUCGUCACCUGAACUCAAAUCAGGUGAUGUCGCGCGCUCAAAAUGGAUGUCGGGGCGGUGGUCGUGGAACCAAGGAACCACUCCUCAUUGACGCGGUCAUUGGCAAAGUGGUUAAACGCAACCGUCGGAACCUCUCCGCCGCCUGGAUAGACUACAAAAAGGCAUUCGACUCGGUGCCUCAUACAUGGCUGAAGAGGGUCCUCGAGCUGUACAAGGUUGACUGUACAGUUCGAGACUUCCUCGGGCAGUGUAUGGGGCAGUGGAGUACGAUCCUUUGUCAUCUAGGCGAGCGGAUGACGGCUGCGGAGAACCACAUAAGGAUAAGAAGGGGUAUCUUCCAGGGCGAUUGUCUGAGUCCAAUCUGGUUCUGCCUCUCUCUGAACCCUCUUAGUACCUUACUGGAGGGUUCCGGGAGGGGAUUUCAGCUUCGGAGAGGAGGUACAAAAGUGACCCACCUUUUCUAUAUGGAUGAUCUCAAGUUAUUCGCCUCCAGUCGCUCUCAUCUUAUGGAAUUGCUAAACAUCACUUGUGAUUUUAGCAAUUCUAUUAGAAUGGAGCUGGGGACGGAUAAGUGUGCGAUCCUCCAUGUCGAAAGGGGUAGGGUUGCUAACUCUGAGGGCAUAGACUUAUCUAUGCCCAUCAACAUAAAGACCCUAUCCGAGGCUGAAACAUACCGAUACCUGGGUAUGUCACAAAACAUAGGUAUCGAUGAGGCGGACAUGAAACGGUCAGUUUGCGGUGUGUUUUAUGCACGCUUGACAAAAGUGCUCAACAGUCUUUUGUCGGGCGUUAAUAAGACACAUGCAUAUAACGGUUGGAUCAUGCCUGUUCUCAUGUAUACCUUUGGCAUGCUCAGGUGGACUCAGACCGAACUGAACGCUCUGGACAGAAAAGUCCGCACUAUAAUGACGUCCCACAGGAUGCAUCAUCCGAGAUCGUCAGUAAUGAGGCUGUACUUGCCGCGGAAGCAUGGGGGAAGAGGUCUCAUUGACCUAAGGCGGCUUUAUUCCAAGCUAAUAAAAAACUUGCAAAAUUACUUUCUCAGCAAAGAGUCGUCUCCCUUACACCAAACAGUUACUUUAGCGGAUAAUGGCUAUACUCCACUAGAUCUUCUUCAUUCUAAAGAAGUUGAGCCCUUGGUUGCUGAUGCCGAAUACCUUAAGGCCAAACUUAACCAGUGGGCCUCAAAACCACUACAUGGAAGGUUUGCCCACGAGCUUAGAGGCCCUCACGUUGAUAUUGCAGCGUCGACCUGUUGGUUGCGCCGCGGGGAACUGUUUGCAGAAACUGAGGGUUUUAUGAUAGCAAUACAGGAUCAAGUAAUUCCGACAAAGAAUUACCUAAAAUACAUAGCCAAAACAAAUGUCGAAGAUGACCUAUGCAGACGAUGCUAUCAGAAACCUGAAACGAUCCAACAUAUCACGGGUUCGUGCCAGGCUCUUGCUGCAUCAGAAUACACUCAGCGUCAUAACGAUGUCGCCAAAAUAAUCCAUCUAGCACUGGGCCGAAAAUAUGAUCUAUUGAAGGAUGACAAUCCGUACUGGAAAUAUUCCCCUAGUCCCGUGCUGGAAAAUGACAACAUUCAACUAUAUUGGGAUAGAUCAGUCCUAACAGACCGGUCCGUCCCCCAUAAUCGGCCAGAUAUUAUAAUUCUUUAUAAAAAGGAGAAACGGGCUUGUCUGUUAGACAUUGGGGUUCCUAACUCGCAUAAUGUUCAGCAAUAUAUAAUGAAAAAAAAGACAAAAUACCAACCGCUUGCUGAAGAAGUGAGACAAAUGUGGCUUCAGGAUGAAGUAGAAGUCCUUCCCCUCAUAAUCUCAACUACAGGAAUAAUACCGCAGCAGCUUAAUGAAAAUCUUGCUAAGCUAGACCUACCAAUGUCCGUUAGGAACAAUAUUCAAAAAGCUGUUAUCCUAAGGACAACUGCCAUUGUGAGGAAGCAUCUUGCCCUAUAA
Parnassius mnemosyne (clouded apollo) is the source of this 2262-nucleotide messenger RNA. NCBI's taxonomy places the organism in Eukaryota, Metazoa, Arthropoda, Insecta, Lepidoptera, Papilionidae. The record is from the annotation of a GenBank genome assembly.